This is a messenger RNA of Syngnathus acus (greater pipefish), 3776 nucleotides long. It is a transcript of the gene epha2b, whose product is annotated as eph receptor A2 b. Gene Ontology annotation, cellular component: neuron projection; plasma membrane. The transcript has 16 exons. The coding region runs from base 90 to 3131 and encodes 1013 amino acids. NCBI's taxonomy places the organism in Eukaryota, Metazoa, Chordata, Actinopteri, Syngnathiformes, Syngnathidae. The record is from RefSeq and is a predicted model, not a curated record. Gene Ontology annotation, biological process: axon guidance; protein phosphorylation; cell surface receptor protein tyrosine kinase signaling pathway. Gene Ontology annotation, molecular function: protein binding; transmembrane-ephrin receptor activity; ATP binding.
GGCGCUCCACAGUCGGUCAGUCAGUCAGUCGCAGCUCAGGAGCGCAAAAGGAGCGAGCGAGCGAGCGAGCGAGCGAGCAAGUGGAGCAAAUGGAAUUUAUCACAGGAGUCCGACCGUUGUUAAUAUUCACCUACGUGCUCAUUAAUGGCAUCCUCGUCACCCUGCAAAGCAAAGAAGAGGUGCUUUUGGACAUGAAGGCCACAGGAGGUGAGCUGGGCUGGUUGACUUGGCCUUUCGAGCAGGGAGACAAGCCCGGGUGGGAGGUGGCUCAGAAGACCCUGAACGGCUCUCAGUUGUACGCGUACUCUGUUUGCAACGUCGGCGAACGCGAGCAAGACAACUGGCUGCGCACCACCUUCAUCCAACGGCGAGCGUCUGCCUCGCGGGUCUUGGUGGAGCUCCAGUUCAUCGUACGCGACUGCAACUCCUUCGACGGCGCCUCCAUGACCUGCAAGGAAACCUUCAACCUCUUCACUUCCGAGUCGGACGUGGACGUGGGCACCACCUUCCGCAAGGGUCAGUUCAAGAAAGUGGCCACCAUCGCUCCGGACGAGAUCACCAGCAAGAACGAGAUGCACAUCAACACGGAAACGCGGGUGGUGGAGAACCUCUCUCGGAAAGGCUUCUACUUGGCCUUUCAAGACAUCGGCGCCUGCGUGGCUCUUCUGUCGGUCAGGGUCUACUACAAAACGUGCCCCGCCACAGUGAUGAGCCUGGCCUCCUUCCCCGAAACGGUGGCCGGCGGCGAGAACCAGGCCCUGAGGGAGGUGAACGGGAUAUGCGUGGAUAACGCCGUCAGCGAGGAGCUGCCUCGGGUCUACUGCACCGUGGAUGGAGAAUGGGUGGUGCCCGUCGGACAGUGCCAGUGCAAAGCCGGCCAUGAGAAAAUCCAAGACCUGUGUCAAGAAUGUCAGCCCGGCUUCUUCAAAGCGGAAGCUUCCGGUGAGACGUGUCAGCCGUGUCCUGCUAACACCCAAGGGUCGGGCUCCGGGGCUUUAUUUUGUUCCUGCGUGGACGGCUUCUUUCGGGCCCCCAGUGACCCCCCAACCGGACCCUGUUCAGGCCUCCCCUCUGCUCCCAAAGACCUCAUGGCCACCACCACGCAACUAUCCGCUGGAAAACUCCUGCUUUCCUGGAGCCCGCCAGAUGACAGCGGAGGUCGAACAGAUUUGACGUACAGCGUGGAAUGCCAACGCUGCGAGGGCGCCACCUGUCAGCCGUGCGGAGACAAGAUCCACUACGACCCAUCCAGCUCCGGCCUAACCGACACCAAGGUGUCAGUGAGCGAGCUGGACGCUCACCUCAACUAUACCUUCAUCGUGGAGGCUCACAGCGGCGUGUCCAUGUUAGCCAGUCCGGCAACGCCUUCCACCAGUGCUCUGACUACAUCUCUGCACUACACAGAACCCCCAAAAAUCACCUCCGUUCGAAUGGUGGAGAGAACGGCCACCAAGUUGUCCAUCUUCUGGGACGUGUCCCCCCGACCGCGUUUCCAACCUCGGCCCUUCCGCUACAAGCUGACCUAUCGCAAGAAGGAUGACAAUCUGGAUGUGACCACCUACACGGUGCUGAUCCUGGAGAAGAGUUCUGUCGAGAUCAGCGAUCUGGCCCCAGGCACGGCCUACCUGUUCCGGGUGCAGGCCGUCGGCAGUGACGGCAGUCCCGCAGGUUCCAGUGUGGAGGAACAGUUUGAAACCUCAUCUGCAGAACCGCUGACUCAGACCAACCCGGCGCUUAUUUUCGGCGUGCCGAUCGCAGGCGCGGCUGUCUUGUUCAUCCUGGUCCUGGUGGUCUUCCUCCGCAGACGGAAAAGAAAUUCUCACACCAGACAAGGACCGGAAGACGCAUACUUCUCUAGCUCGGAGCAACUAAAACCCCUGAAGACCUACGUGGACCCGCACACCUACGAGGACCCCAACACAGCCGUACUGAAGUUUGCCACGGAAAUCCACCCCAGCCACAUCAGUAAACAGAAAGUCAUCGGAGCUGGAGAGUUUGGCGAGGUGUAUCGUGGUAUUCUCAAAGUGCCAGGCAGGAAGGAAGUGGCCGUGGCCAUCAAGACGCUGAAGCCAGGCUACUCGGAGAAACAGAGGCAAGACUUUCUGGGCGAGGCUUCCAUCAUGGGUCAAUUCUCCCACCAGAACAUCAUCCGCCUGGAGGGGGUGGUCACCAAAUGUAAGCUUGACUUUUUGCACUUUUUGCAAACAUGCUUUCACUUGUUUGUGAACAUGCUUUUAUGUUUGUGUGCAGUUAAACACGCCAUGAUUGUGACGGAAUACAUGGAAAACGGAGCACUGGAUAGAUAUCUCAGGGACCGAGACGGUGAGAUUUCCUCCUUCCAGCUCGUGGGCAUGCUACGUGGCAUCGCCGCAGGCAUGAAGUACCUCUCUGACAUGAGCUACGUCCACCGCGACCUGGCGGCUCGCAACAUCCUGGUCAAUAACAACCUGGAGUGUAAAGUCUCAGACUUUGGUUUAUCCCGAGUGCUGGAAGACGAUCCCGAGGGGACGUACACCACCAGUGGAGGUAAGAUCCCCAUUCGCUGGACGGCUCCGGAGGCAAUCGCGUACAGGAAGUUCACGUCAGCCAGCGACGUGUGGAGUUUUGGUAUCGUUAUGUGGGAGGUGAUGGCGUUUGGCGAAAGGCCCUACUGGGACAUGAGUAAUCACGAGGUGAUGAAAGCCAUCAACGAGGCUUUCAGGCUACCGGCGCCCAUGGACUGUCCCUCGGCUGUUUACCAGCUCAUGCUGCAGUGCUGGCUCCAGGAUCGCUCCAAGAGGCCGCGUUUCGGGGACAUUGUCAGCCUGCUGGACAAACUCCUACGGAGUCCAGACUCCCUCAAGACCAUUGCUGACUUUGAUCCACGCGUAUCCAUCCGCCUGCCCAGCGUCAGCGGUCCAGACGGCUCGCCUUUCAGGACCGUGUCCGAGUGGCUGGAAUCCAUCAAAAUGAGCCAAUACAGCGACAACUUCAGCUGCGCUGGCAUCGUCAGCAUGGAUCAAGUCCUGCAGAUGAAGAACGAGGACAUCAAGAACAUCGGGGUGAGGCUGCCUGGCCAUUUAAAAAGAAUCGCCUACAGCAUUUUGGGCUUGAAGGACCAGACCAGCACGCUGAGUGUGUUUGCAGUGUGAACGCCAUCACAGAGACUUGAACUCAAGCACUGAAGCUGUGCGCCCCUUUGGACUCCCAAAUUGAGCUGGAGCAAUACCGCAGGGGGCAGCACGAGCAAAAACAAACAUCCUGUACUCGCGCUCGCAGCAAACAUCGGCGAGCCAUGGAGGAAAUACGCAAAAGGACUCAAGUACUCAUUCCUUGUUUAAAAAAAAAAAAAAAGAAAGAAACAGCACUCGUGGGAAUGGCUUCACAUGCAUGGAGCAAACGCAGAAGGUGUGGCAGUGAGGGCGGGGCGGGAGAAAGGGAAGGGCCCAGCUUCCACUUCCUGUUCAUCGGGCGAGGACGUCUGAAAGUAGCUGGAGAUGACCGAAACUAAACUAAGCUAUAAUCUUGUAAGCAAAAUGAGGCUUAUGUAUGAGGUACUCUGUAAAUAAUCCACUUUUCUUUGUAUUUGGGAAUUCACCCAAACCACUGGGAUUAAAGAAUUUCUAAUGUAGCACUUGCUUUGAAAAUAUUGUGGUUUUGGUUUGUUUUAAAGUGACAGGAAAUGGCUUGUUAUGCUUUUCAAAAUGAAAAGCAAUGGUGAAAAUGAGAAGGCACUCUAUCUGAUCUGCCGGUAAUGAAGAUGGAGCGGGUAAGCGUUGCCAGAAUGCAAAAAAAAA